Diceros bicornis minor is the source of this 1385-nucleotide messenger RNA. Its product is annotated as stomatin-like protein 3. The coding region runs from base 1 to 1110 and encodes 369 amino acids. Gene Ontology annotation, cellular component: plasma membrane. The record is from RefSeq and is a predicted model, not a curated record. The transcript has 7 exons. Lineage: Eukaryota; Metazoa; Chordata; Mammalia; Perissodactyla; Rhinocerotidae.
AUGAAUUACUGUCAGUUUGUGGAAUUUGUGGGUACCACCUUACUCAAGGAGAGAGAAAAUGAUGAUGGUGACAACACUAACCAGGAAGUUUUCUGUCUGCAAAAUGAAGAAUUGGCCUUCGUUAUCUUUAAAGUCCUUCCGACUGAGGUCCCAGAGUCCUUCUCCCAGUGUCAGCAGCGCUGGGCCUCGGGUUCCAUCAUUAAGGAGUAUGAACGUGCUGUUGUAUUCCGACUGGGACGCAUCCAAGCUGACAAAGCCAAAGGGCCAGGUUUGAUCCUGGUCCUGCCCUGCAUAGACGUGUUUGUCAAAGUUGAUCUCCGAACUGUUACUUGCAACAUUCCUCCACAAGAGGAAACUCAAUCAAGACUCAACAAUGAUGUCUGCAUGCCGCUGGUAGGAACAGCAGUCCUUACUUUAGGAUUCACCCCAGCCAUGAGAGAGCUCGGGAUGCUCAGUGACCUAUCGUGGGCCUUUUCUGGCUCCAUGCACUUUGUCUAUGGUUGUGAAAGUCAUAAACAUGUGAUUUUCUCUGUACUUGCUCUCCAGAUCCUCACCAGAGACUCUGUGACUACUCAAGUGGAUGGAGUUGUCUAUUACAGAAUCUAUAGUGCUGUCUCGGCCGUGGCUAAUGUCAACGAUGUCCACCAAGCUACGUUUCUGCUGGCUCAGACCACUCUAAGAAAUGUCUUGGGGACACAGACCUUGUCCCAAAUCUUAGCUGGCAGAGAAGAGAUCGCCCAUAACAUCCAGACGAUACUUGAUGAUGCCACCGAGCUGUGGGGGAUCCGAGUGGCCCGAGUGGAAAUCAAAGAUGUCCGGAUUCCUGUGCAGUUGCAGAGGUCCAUGGCAGCUGAGGCCGAGGCCACCCGGGAAGCAAGGGCCAGGGUCCUUGCAGCAGAAGGAGAAAUGAAUGCUUCUAAAUCUCUUAAGUCAGCCUCCAUGGUGCUGGCCGAGUCCCCCAUAGCCCUCCAACUGCGUUACCUACAAACCUUAACCACCGUGGCCACAGAGAAGAAUUCCACGAUUGUGUUUCCUCUCCCCAUGAAUAUACUCGAGGGCAUUGGUGGUGUCAGCUAUGAUAACCACAAGAAGGCUCCCCACAGAGCCUGAGGCCCUCCUGAUGCAGCCAGCCUUGGCUUAGGGAGUCUUUCCUGUGAAGAAGCCAGCAGUUAGAAGUGCUGGGAAUUUCAGCACUAUUCAAGCAGAGUAAUCCACAGCUAGAAUAGCAUCAGCAGGGAAAUGCUAUAGAGGCUACCAAAAAAAAAAAAAAAAAAAAAAUGAGGGCUGUGUACUACUUUUAUUUUUAAGAACAUAAACAACUUUGCAUUAUUCUUGUAAUACUCAGUAACCGUCCCUAACUUACAGCAGGAACUUGCUUGCAGCCG